AGAAAAAAAAAUUAGAAAAAAUUGACAGCCAAAAGACGAACUGGCAUUGAAAUACUUCGCUGUCUACCUUUCUUCUCCACGCAUCCGGACGUUUUUAAAAGCUCUUCUGCACCAGAUAGUGAGGAUUUUUAAGCAUCAGGUGUUAACUGGCGCAAUUUUCUAAGUUCGAACUCCGGAAAUUCAGUCUUUCGAAAAACUGGAGCUAAAUUGUUGCACUCGCCCCGUUCUUGAUUUAGAUCACAAAGACCACAUCCUAAUGAUUGACACGUCUGUUUUUAUAUAUACUCGUACUAGCACUGAGUUGGAAACAGCUUGCCCGGGUUAGUAAGGCCUGGUAAGCGAUUAGGUCUAACAAACAGUACAUAGACAAGCUCAAGGACGAUAACAGAGACUAUAACGAUUUAUUUCCCUAAUUUACAUCCUUUUUAUUGGGUAUUUGACGAGCUCCUACUCCUAUUUGUGGUCUGCGUCUUGAUGUUUUCUACAAAUGGAAGGACCUACAGUUUUAAGCCGUCAACGAAUGGCAGAUGUUUUUUUAUGAAGAGAUUUUUCAUGCAGAGGAGCGACCACUGUUCGAAAAACGUUUUUCUAUUGUAUUAUUUGAUGUUUCAUGCACGGAUAUCAAAUCUUCUCAUUGGAUAAUUUGUUUGCUCCUAUGAAGUUCUUUGUAAGUUUUUGGUUUUUUUUUAGAAGAACGAUUUCUCUAUAGAUAAACCGACUUACGAACGGGAAUUGCUCACCUGUUGCUUAGGAAAUGUGGGAGAGACCCUGCCAACGGAACUCACCAAGAACUCUUAUUCAAGUGGGUGUUUAGCUGCCAGAGGAGUGACCUCUAUGAAAGUGGAUGGUAGUAAGUAAUUUUGUCUCCUCGCAGCGACUUUUGCAAACGAAACAACCCUCUUAUGGUGAGCUGAAAUUGGUCAGGUGGUUUUGCUGCUAUUCAAAAACAAUAUGCACAGGCAAAUAGGGGUCAAAAACUUUUCGCAGUCGAAAUAAUUCUCUAAUGAUAAGCUGAAUUUGUUUAGAGCAGGAGAGCACCAGCCGAGAAGAAUGUCUUGCGUGACUCGGUUUUGUCGUCGGAGCAGAGUUAACAAAUUGACCAAACUAAAAUUACUUGACUCUAGAGAUUUAAAUCCCAUAAACGCUUUCAAGAUAUCCUUCAGUCGAAUACUAACUGACAGAGAGAAAUUGAUGUGUCUGCCUGAAACCAUCACUUAUAGGUACCCCAACAGCUUCAAUAUGAGGCAGAGACUCUCACUAUAACUCGCUGGCAGUAACGAAAUGAGGUGGAGAAAAUUCUUCCACCUGUCUGAUUUUACGAGGUUUUUCCUAGAAUAAGUAUUUUCUGCCGCCUCUAAGGGGUUAUACGCAGUUAUGAAGCAAAUAAAAGACGAGUUGUCAAGGAAACUUCAGAAUAUUUUAAUUUGAAAAUUUUUGGCGGUUAUAAAAGCAUCCUUCAAGAACGUAACAAAAUUUUUUAUUUAUGAAAAUGUUGAUUAUAGAGCGCGCUGCUGGCGAUUUCUGGAACCUCCUUUAAAAAAAGACGAUUUACGGUGUACAUCGUAACUCAGGAUUGGAUUAUCUGAAAUCAAAAAACCAAACAAAUUUUGUUAAUAUAUUAGAUUAUCUAGUAAUUAAUCGUUCGGCUAAUCCAAAUAGUGAAUUUUCACAAAAUGGCAGCUUUUAAAAGAAAUGAUUUCGAUUUUUACGUUAAAAUUUGGCCGUAAAUUGAUUAUAAAAUGGAAAAUAAGUAUCAGAUUUACAAAAGGAACAAUUAAUUACUAGAAAAUGUAUCUUUAAAGAUUGAGUUAAAACGGUUGACCGAUCAAACAAGCCGUUUUCGAGAUAUCGUGUACACCGACUUGAAAAAUGCCGUUUUGAAAAAAAACACGUUUAAAGUUUCAAUACCUACCUUAAGGGGUAACACCACUGUAGAAAUUUCAAAAAAAAUUUUUUUUUUUUAUAAGCUUAAAAAAUUCUUUGAACCUUUUAAAAUACAGAACAAAAAGUUUUAUACGUUACCGAAGUUUAUUUCAUAAAUAUUUUAAGCUUUUAACCAAGCGUUAGUGACUGCUACCUAACGACUUCUCCAAUCUUCCAAACUUUAAACGCGUUUUUCUCAAAACACGUUUUCUGAAAUUGGCACGCAGCAUAACUCAAACAAUUUUAAAUAUUUUUAAUCAGGUUUUCCACUACGUCUGUAUAAUAACCUUCUUAAGAGAAGAGCGUAGGGGAUUUUCGAUAGAUUUAUUUAAACGACUGAUAAAAUUAUUUAAGUGCCGUUUUUUUAGACCAAAAUUGAGUUUUUUCCUUCAAAUGCUUGCUAAUUCCACAAAAAUAAAUAUUUUUUAAAUCCCCUACGUGUUUCUCUAGCUAUUUUUAUCUAGAUUAAGAAAAAAAAUGUUUCUUUGUUCCAGAUUAAAAUUUGCACCCUCUGUGCUGCGUGCCGCGGAGCUCCUUCAAGAGAAACCACAUUACAUAAAUGUCUCCAAUGCCGCCAUUUUGUAAAAUUUUUCGAUCAAACUUUGUAGUUUUGUAUUUUAGUAUAUAAGUAAUAACUUCCCAAAUCAGAGUGAUUGUUUUCCCUUUCCUUCUAUACAAAAAAAUUCUUUAAAAAUCGUGUUUAUUUUACGCGUGUACAGUGGUGUUACCCCUUAAAACGUGCCGAGGCAUCUCUACAUAUUUAGGUAUAACUCCGAAAGUAUUGCUUAGAUCUACUUCAAAUUUCGUGCGUAUACUUUUGAAUAUAUGUACAUUACAAAAAUCCAAUAAAAAAAAUCGAUUUUUUUGAAAGUCAUAACUGCGUAUAACCCCUUAAAGCUUGGGCUGCCAGGACACUUUCAAGGCGUGCGCGUCGCCAUGUUUACAAGUAGUCGAUAUCUGACGUAUUGCGCCACCCAAUUGAAGGUAGUUAGCGUAACAGAACUAUUUUCAGAACUAUUCGAUACUGUUUCCCAACAGCUUUCGAUAAACUUAGUGUGGGUGCCUGGUUAUCGAGAACUUAAAACUUGUGGUUAAGAGCUUUUCCUACUGUAGUAGACUUCUGCAAACGGGAAAUUUUUCAGUGCUCCUUCCAUGGAGAAAGCAUUUCCCACUCAGCUGAAAGAAAUCAUCUUCCUUUCCUGGGCGAGGUUUUUAACUUAGUCAAAAUGGCUCUGCCACUUAUAGAGGCAGCCAAGAAGAAUGUUCAGAAGUUAAAAAAUUCGUUUGCCUGUUUACGCUUGAAGAAGAAAGCUUCCUUUUGCCUGACCUCUAAAGUAUUUCACCAAAAAAGUUAAAAAUGAAAAACUUUUCAAGUGUUACACUCAGCACAAAAUUGCUGCCUAAUUAAGUAGCACGCGUUAGCCUUUCGAAGCCACAAAAAAGAUACCGGAAAUGCAUGUUGGCAAAGCAAAUCUUGAUGUGAUUUGCCUAAAAUGCCAACAAAUUAUGCUAAACGCGCUCACACCACAGCAGCGGCAAAGUGAACAAGGAGCUUGAAUUCAGAAAAAAAUAGAAAUAUUUACAAAAUCUGCAGGGGGUUGCUAAACGUGCGACCAAUCAGUGAAAAGCAAAUUUAAUGUCUUCUAAAGGACGAGCGCAAAUGAUGGGUGGGUGAGUGGGUGGAGAGCGUAAGAAGCGUUUAAAGUAGCGGGAGCGAGAGCGAGAGUAAGAAUGUGGCCGAGUAGAAGAGCUAAGCAAGCAAUGAAGAUGCAAAAGUGCGAGUGAGUAAGCGUAGAAAGUGUGCGAAAGUGGUAUUUUUUCAAAAACAAAAUGGCCAAUAUAUGGCUAAAGUAGGUGGUGGAGAGCGUAAGCUAAAAUGUGAAUGGGGAAGAGCACGCGCAUAAACAUGCGAUUGAGAUGAGCACAGAUGGCAGUUGUCAAUUUAGCGCCGGUGGCAGGAUGACAGCAAACAACAUUUAGUGUAGCAAAGAGAGAGCGGUUCUGACAAAUAUGAUAGUAUGUCUGUAUGCAUGUGUGGCAUGUGCAUGCAUUAAAUAACGGUUAGAUAUGAUAAUACAGUGUACGAAGAGAGCGUAUUGCAAUUUUUUACUCAUUUUUGGCCAACAUUUUUUUUUUGUUUUUGUUUACACUCUCCUAACUGCCAACAAUUUGCGUUAAUUCAUUUUGUCAGUCGAGCUGUUCUCAUAUUUUAGCUGCUGUUAUCCUGCAAGUGUAACACUAGUGUUUUAACCGUUAAACGGAUUAAACGACACAUUCAGUUGUUCAUUUGACUUCGUUUGUGGCGGUUAUGCGUAAAAAGCAGGAAAUUGGACUUUGAAGAAAACUCUUAAUAAUAUAGAAUAUAAAUAAGAAUCGUAAGCGUUAAAAAUAAUUGAAUUUCGAAUUUAGUUUACAUUAAAAAAAAGAAAUUAAAUUGAACUUUAAUAAAAGAAGUUAUAACUCGAAAGCAUUUCACUAAAAGUGGGAAGAUUACAUUUAAGUGAAAUACAAAUUAAAAGUGAAGCAAUAAAAAAAUAUUUAAAACAAUCUUUGUGAAAGUAUUCAAAUUCAGAACACGUAAAUAGCAAAUGCUUACUAUUAAAUUGGAAAAAUAAAAAUACUAAAGGCAUACAGAAAGAAGUGAUAAUUUUUUUUAACUAAAUUUUUGAGAAAGAACGCAAUUUAAGACUUACAUACACUUCAAAAUGCAUCACCAGAGCGCCAAAUCGUUUUUAAUACGCGAUCUGCUGGGAGAUUUAAUAAAUCGACCGCCGCCGGACACCGACUCAGAUCUUUCCGAUGAGAAUUCAGAAAUCGACAUUGAAGAUCGCUCUUCACCCGAUUCGGAUCUGCUGCAUAGCCAUCACUAUGGCACAACAGCCAACAACAGCGCACAAUUGCAUUUUAUGGUCAGCGAAUCCAGCGUUGAGUCGAAUCAGCAUUCACCCAACGCCGGUGAGCGCGGCAACAAUCACAAUCCGAACUCUACCACCGCCACCACUUCCAACGCAUCCACCAAUAAUCAUUUGGAACCGCCCACAACACACUUGCCAUCGCACGGAUAUGUUGGCGGCGGUGGUGGUAGUGGUGGUGGUUUGGGUUUUGGCGAGCACAUGCACAGCAGCAAACUGGGUUUGAGUUUGAAUAAAAGUGGGCGCAAGCCAAGAAGGCGACGCACCGCCUUCACACAUGCACAGCUCUCCUAUCUGGAGCGUAAAUUUCGUUGUCAGAAAUAUUUAUCUGUUGCCGAUCGCAGCGAUGUGGCAGAGACGCUCAGAUUGUCCGAGACGCAAGUGAAAACUUGGUACCAGAAUAGACGCACUAAAUGGAAGCGUCAAAAUCAGCUGCGGCUCGAGCAGUUGCGUCAUCAAGCGACACUAGAAAAAGAAUUUGUGGGCGAUGGCACUUCCGGCACAGGAUUGGGUUGUUGUCCGACGGGAUUAUCGACUUUUAGCACAACGAAUCCUUGCAAUUUUCUCACUUCUGCGGCGGCGGCGGCGAUUUUCCGUAAUGUGAGCUAUGUGCACGGCUGCCCGCUGUAAGGCAAGAGGACGCGUGGCUAUGGAAAUUAGUGAAAAUUUAUUUUAGUUACAGUGAUUUUUUUGUUUUUGGUUUUUUUUUACUGUAAAUAAGCGUUAAAGACUUUUUAGUUGCUGUGCAAUAAUUAUUUAAGUUAUUACAAAAAAAUCGAGCAUAGCAGUUUAAGAAAAUCAGUAAUAAAAAUUGCUGAGAAAAAGUAUGGUAGAAAAAUAAAAAU
This is a messenger RNA of Anastrepha ludens (Mexican fruit fly), 5680 nucleotides long. RefSeq names its product homeobox protein B-H2. The coding region runs from base 4629 to 5465 and encodes 278 amino acids. The transcript has 3 exons. Gene Ontology annotation, cellular component: nucleus. NCBI's taxonomy places the organism in Eukaryota, Metazoa, Arthropoda, Insecta, Diptera, Tephritidae. Gene Ontology annotation, biological process: cell differentiation; regulation of transcription by RNA polymerase II. The record is from RefSeq and is a predicted model, not a curated record. Gene Ontology annotation, molecular function: DNA-binding transcription factor activity, RNA polymerase II-specific; RNA polymerase II cis-regulatory region sequence-specific DNA binding.